AUGGCGAUCACCGGUGAGAACAGCUGCGGUGAUGAUGACGACGAUGCACUUUACGCCGCCACCGAGAUGCUGGAGGCCAGAACGGGACUAGAUUUUCUAGUUUCCACGCUCUCCCAUGAAAAAGAGAAGCCAGGUCCCGUCGCCUCAGUAGCAAACACUGGUGAAGCGUCUGGCCUCUGCCGCGGAGACGAUCGUCCCCAGCCCGCGCAUACUGCUAAGCCGGCCGUGCCGUCAGCAGCCGGACCGAGCGUCCGCUUGCCAUCUCGUGCGUCGUCGUCGAAGCCUCCGCCUCGUUACAAGCAGGCCGUGCUCCGUUGGGCCGAUCCUACAGAUCCUGGACACCCAAGCCUUCAAGCGGCAUGCCGCGACGAACAAGCACCAGUUGGCCAUCAAUCACCAGAAGCAGAUGCUAGCUCAGGCUGGGAUGCGCGGCUGUCGGACCUCAUGUGCAUGGCAUUGCUGCCGUACGAGCCCGACUGGGCGGAGGUGGUGAAGAUCUGGAGGGCGUACAAGAAGCGCAAGCCCAUCACAACAGUGGCAGCACCAAAGAAGCAACCUAGUGCUAAGGGGAAAGAGAAGGUGGACGAGGAUGAUGCUGGUGGUGCUGGCUCUGGGUGGGGGACAGAGACCCCCGUGCAUUGGCACGGUUCUAUGAGCGAUGGUGGUGGUAGUGACGAAGAUGAAGACAUGUGUGUGAUGUGA
Closterium sp. Naga37s-1 is the source of this 702-nucleotide messenger RNA. Lineage: Eukaryota; Viridiplantae; Streptophyta; Zygnematophyceae; Desmidiales; Closteriaceae. The record is from the annotation of a GenBank genome assembly.